CUAAGUUGCCCCCAACUGAGCUUUUGAAGCCCAAAUAAAAUAUUCCAAUUGAACAGGCCUGUCUGCCUGCCACCUACCUCCAUUCCCAAACAUUUUCCACCAUUCUUCCCCCCACACCCAUUUCUUCAUUUUCUCUCUUCACAAACCCUUCUUCAAAGCCGGAAUUUCUAACCUAACACUUCAAUCUUUCCGGCCAAGAUCAAAGUCGGCGGAGAAUGGUGUCCCCUGAAAACUCCAAUUAUUGGUCUCACUUCGAUUAUGCUACCUUGAUCGACGAUAUCCCUGUCCCUGAUGAUCCUUAUGCCGGUUUUGCUUGGUCUACGCAGCCAAUCGACGCCCCUUCUAAUGUUGUCAGUGUGGAAAUUGAUGGCUCAUUUGGAGAUUCAGACGGUCUAAAGGAAUCUGGUUCAAAGAAGAGGGUUAGAUCCGAAUCAUGCAAUGCAUCUAGCUCCAAAGCAUGUAGGGAGAAGUUGCGUAGAGAUAGGCUAAAUGACAAGUUUAUGGAGUUGGGUUCUAUUUUGGAACCUGGAAGGCCUCCCAAAACUGAUAAGUCUGCUAUUUUGAUUGAUGCUGUCCGAAUGGUGACCCAGUUACGAGGUGAAGCCCAGAAAUUGAAGGAUUCAAAUACUAGUCUACAGGAAAGGAUUAAAGAGUUGAAGUCUGAAAAGAAUGAGCUUCGUGACGAAAAGCAAAGGCUGAAGGCAGAGAAAGAAAGGCUGGAGCAGCAACUCAAAGCAAUGAAUGCACAACCUAGCUUCAUGCCGCCCGCACCACCAGCAAUCCCUGCUGCAUUUGCUGCGGCUCCGGGUCAAGCUCCUGGGAACAAGUUGGUACCUCUCAUUGGCUAUCCUGGAGUUGCAAUGUGGCAGUUCAUGCCGCCUGCAGCAGUGGAUACUUCACAGGACCAUGUCCUCCGCCCUCCGGUUGCCUAAGUUGGCAACCAACAAUGAUUGGGGUUGCAUUUUGAUGCAAACAAGGGUAUAAGUUAAUGUUCUGGGCUGUUUAGAUUUCGCUGAAGUUUUUCUAACUGGCUUUGUUGGGUGACUGUCAUUGUACUCCUACGAUUUGGUGCUGGUAAUCACAUGUAAAUUUCUAAUAAGUUAAUCUGGCAACCUUUGUUUCUCUGUGUUCUAGGUUAAGGCUAGGUACUCAUGUCUGCAAAACAAUUUGUUUUGUGCUCAAUUUUUAUAAUUGAUUUUACUUUGCUUC
This is a messenger RNA of Gossypium raimondii (Peruvian cotton), 1209 nucleotides long. Its product is annotated as transcription factor ILR3. The coding region runs from base 216 to 932 and encodes 238 amino acids. NCBI's taxonomy places the organism in Eukaryota, Viridiplantae, Streptophyta, Magnoliopsida, Malvales, Malvaceae. The transcript has 5 exons. The record is from RefSeq and is a predicted model, not a curated record. Gene Ontology annotation, biological process: regulation of DNA-templated transcription; intracellular iron ion homeostasis. Gene Ontology annotation, molecular function: protein dimerization activity; DNA-binding transcription factor activity.